This is a messenger RNA of Paramecium pentaurelia, 992 nucleotides long. NCBI's taxonomy places the organism in Eukaryota, Ciliophora, Oligohymenophorea, Peniculida, Parameciidae. The record is from the annotation of a GenBank genome assembly.
AUGACAACAGCAAUAGAAUGCUUUAGCGAUUUUUAAUUCCUACAGUGCUAUUUGUAAUAUUAAAAAUUAUUAAUUUAUUUUUUAGAUCUUGGAGUUUAGAAAUAAUAUGUUUGAUUUGUUUAGGAUUUGCUAUUUCUUUAAUCUUUAGGAAAAAAUGUUAAAAAUUAUGGAGCAACUCAACAAAAAUAAUAAUACUAAUAAUUUUGUCUCUUAUUUGUAAGAUUUGAGUAAUGUUAGUUUAUUUCGUAUUCAAUCUAACAAGAACUCAUAGAACAUUAUAUUUUCUUUAGGAAUUAUUUUAUUAAGUAAAUUAAGCCUGUUUAAUUUUCUAUUUUGGAAAUAAAUUAGUUACAGGGCCAACUUAAAGAUAAAAUUUAAAAAUAAUUCGAAUAAUCUUUGGAAUUCUAAUUAUUCUAGAUAUUACUACUUUUAUUAUGUCUAUUAUUGAAGCAACUUCUAAGAAAUUAAUGUGUAAAUGUAAGUUAAAAUAUUUACAAUUAGAUUAGAGAUUUCAUUUACGGUUUUCAGGUCUAUAAGUUUAAUUACAUAAAUAAUAUUCCUAAUCAUUGUAUAAGAAUUAUACAAAAGGUUUUAGAUAAAUUUAUAGAGUCUGCUCAAAAAUGAAUAAUAAACCUAAAGGCAAAAGUCUCAUUUUAUUUAAUUAAAGUAGUUUAUUAUUUUUAUUAUCAAGAAUAUUAUGUUACAUCAGUCUCAUCGGAUCAAUUGUUUUGUUGAUUGUUAAUUUUUUAUAUAUGCUGUCGUCUGAAUGUAGAAUUAUUGACCAUUUUGGAAAAGAAGGGCACAACCUUUCAGAUGAACUCAAUGCUUUAAUACAUACUAUUGUAAAACUAUUUACUUAUUUUUUUCCAAUAAUUUUAACUUUAGCAUUAUUUAAAACAAAAACUUAAAAAGAAAAUUCAAAUAGUUCUAUUUAUGAAGUUGAAGAUUUAUCAAAUCAAUAGUAUUUUUAAGGCUUAGCAUUUUACAAAUGA